This is a messenger RNA of Arabidopsis arenosa, 3075 nucleotides long. The record is from the annotation of a GenBank genome assembly. Lineage: Eukaryota; Viridiplantae; Streptophyta; Magnoliopsida; Brassicales; Brassicaceae.
GGCGGCUUUCUCUCUCUCUUUCCCCAGGAAGAGAAAGUUCGAACUCGAGAAAUGGCGGUGGAUUCUCCUGCUGGAGUUAUCAUCAUCGCCACCGUGCUUUUACAUGCUGCCACAACCUUGGUCUGCGGCUCCGACGCGGUUCUCAAGCUGGAGAGAUUGAUUCCGCCGAACCAUGAACUUGGUCUGACUGAGCUCAGGGCUUUUGAUUCAGCUCGCCAUGGAAGGUUAUUGCAGUCUCCUGUCGGUGGAGUUGUUAAUUUCCCGGUUGAUGGAGCCUCCGAUCCGUUUCUCGUUGGGCUUUACUACACAAAGGUUAAACUUGGGACACCCCCAAGAGAAUUCAAUGUUCAAAUUGACACUGGAAGUGAUGUUUUAUGGGUUAGCUGCACUUCCUGCAAUGGCUGCCCCAAGACUAGUGAACUCCAAAUUCAACUAAGUUUCUUUGAUCCUGGAGUGUCAUCCUCGGCUUCAUUAGUUUCAUGUUCAGACAGGAGAUGUUACUCAAAUUUCCAGACAGAGUCGGGCUGUUCUCCCAACAAUCUUUGUUCCUAUUCGUUUAAGUAUGGUGAUGGAAGUGGCACUUCUGGUUUCUACAUCUCAGAUUUCAUGUCCUUUGAUACUGUUAUUACCAGUACCUUGGCUAUAAAUUCCUCUGCUCCCUUUGUCUUCGGGUGUAGCAAUUUACAAACCGGUGAUUUACAGAGGCCUAGAAGAGCAGUAGAUGGCAUCUUUGGGUUAGGACAAGGGAGUUUAUCUGUAAUUUCACAGCUUGCUGUGCAAGGACUUGCGCCACGAGUAUUCUCGCACUGUCUGAAGGGAGAUAAAAGCGGUGGAGGUAUAAUGGUUCUAGGUCAAAUUAAGAGGCCAGAUACCGUGUAUACCCCUCUCGUUCCAUCACAGCCACAUUAUAAUGUGAACCUGCAGAGCAUUGCUGUGAACGGUCAGAUAUUACCGAUUGAUCCAUCUGUUUUCACAAUAGCCACUGGUGAUGGAACGAUAAUUGAUACGGGGACGACUCUUGCUUAUCUUCCCGACGAAGCUUAUAGUCCAUUCAUCCAAGCUAUUGCAAAUGCUGUUUCGCAGUACGGGCGUCCCAUUACUUAUGAGAGUUACCAGUGCUUUGAAAUCACAGCUGGUGACGUUGAUGUCUUUCCCGAAGUUAGUUUGAGCUUUGCUGGUGGUGCAUCAAUGGUCUUAAGACCCCGUGCGUAUCUUCAGAUUUUUUCUAGUUCAGGAAGUUCAAUAUGGUGCAUUGGUUUCCAGAGAAUGUCACAUCGUCGCAUAACAAUUCUUGGCGAUUUGGUUCUUAAAGACAAAGUGGUCGUCUACGAUCUUGUUCGCCAGCGUAUUGGAUGGGCAGAAUACGACUGUUCUCUGGAGGUGAACGUUUCAGCGUCAAGAGGAGGACGAAGCAAAGACGUUAUAAACACAGGACAAUGGAGAGAGAGCGGUUCAGAGAGUUUCAAUAGAAAGAGAUCACGCGUAUUCACCGACACAACGAAAAUGGCUAACGGAGCCGGUAGAUUGGAUCUGGACGGUAAACCGAUUAAGCCGAUUACGAUAUGCAUGAUCGGCGCCGGAGGUUUCAUUGGCUCUCAUCUCUGUGAAAAGCUAAUGACGGAGACUCCUCACAAGGUGCUUGCGCUCGAUGUCUACAAUGAUAAGAUCAAGCACUUGCUUGAGCCUGAUACCGUUCAAUGGGCUGGUCGGAUCCAGUUUCAUCGUAUCAACAUUAAGCAUGAUUCUAGACUCGAAGGACUGAUCAAGAUGGCAGAUCUGACGAUAAAUCUAGCUGCGAUCUGCACUCCAGCAGAUUACAAUACGCGUCCUCUUGACACUAUCUACAGCAAUUUCAUUGAUGCUCUCCCAGUGGUUAAGUACUGCUCUGAGAACAACAAGCGUCUGAUUCACUUUUCCACUUGUGAAGUCUAUGGAAAAACUAUAGGAAGCUUUCUUCCAAAGGAUCAUCCUCUGCGUCAGGAUCCUGAAUUUUAUGUACUCAAAGAAGAUAUAUCCCCUUGCAUUUUUGGUUCUAUUGAGAAGCAGAGGUGGUCAUAUGCAUGUGCAAAGCAACUUAUUGAGAGACUUGUUUAUGCUGAGGGUGCUGAGAAUGGACUCGAGUUCACCAUUGUAAGACCAUUCAACUGGAUUGGACCUAGGAUGGAUUUCAUCCCUGGCAUUGAUGGUCCUAGCGAGGGUGUCCCUCGGGUCCUAGCGUGCUUUAGUAACAACCUUCUGCGACGGGAGCCUCUCAAGCUUGUGGAUGGUGGAGAAUCACAGAGAACCUUCAUCUACAUCAAAGAUGCUAUUGAAGCUGUCCUUUUGAUGAUUGAAAACCCAGAGAGAGCCAAUGGGCAUAUCUUCAAUGUAGGCAACCCAAACAAUGAAGUGACAGUGAGACAACUUGCUGAAAUGAUGACUGAGGUCUACGCAAAAGUGAGUGGAGAGACAGCCAUCGAGAGCCCAACGAUCGACGUGAGCUCCAAAGAAUUUUAUGGAGAAGGUUAUGAUGACAGCGACAAGAGAAUCCCAGAUAUGACCAUCAUCAACCGUCAACUUGGAUGGAACCCGAAGACUUCGCUUUGGGACUUGCUUGAGUCGACCUUAACAUACCAGCACACGACAUAUGCGGAGGCCAUUAAGAAGGCCACUUCAAAACCAGUCGCAUCUUAGAGGUCGUCUCUCUUACAAACACCUCAAAUCAUGUGGUGGCUACGAUUCCAUUCUUUUUGUUUUUUUAAAUUCUCCCAACAGAAACCUUUUCUUCCCUUAUGUUAGGCAAUUUCUAAGCAAAUGAUAUAUCACGGUGGUUGAUUCUAGUUUACGUUUUCCUUGUUAUAUAGUAUUACUGUUAAUGUUUUUGAAUUCGUUUGUUGAAGCUUUAUAUCUUGUAUUUGUCCGAAACUAAAAAGGGAAUGGUUUGUGCAAACUAUAACAUUGGGGCUUUCUUUAUAUGUUACAUAUAUUUUUGGCGGAUUCCACACUUUACUUCUAUAUCUGUCUGGUUGGAAUAAGCGAGUUCGUUUGGCUUUUGCUUGUGUUGCUGUAUUUUGUGAAUAUAUACCUUCCUUAUUU